AUGCAGAAUCUCCUGAAAUCGAAAUCCCGCAGUCUCUUCCUCAAUUGUAAAUCCUCUGUAGUUAAGCAGGCUCUUGUCUCUUUAGAUUCAUGCAAAACCAUGAGAGAAUUCAAGCAAUUACAGGCCCAUACAAUCACCAAUGGCCUUCAAAACCAUCCCCUUUUAUCAACCCACCUCGUAAAAUUUCUCGCUACCUCAGAUUCGGGCUGUUUAAGCUAUGCUUUAAUGGUCUUCAGGCAAUUGAACUCACCUGAAUUGAGAGCCUACAAUACCAUUAUCAAAGCUCUCUCAUUAAGCUCAGACCCAAUUCAAGCUAUCUCAUUUUAUCAUGAGAUGGUGCUGAAAGGGGUUCACCCAAAUAACUUCACCUUCCCUCCAUUGGUAGCUUCCUGUGCGAAAGUCACCGCUAUUAAUGAAGGUGAGAAGUGCCAUACUGAAGUUGUCAAGCGAGGUUUUGAUCAAGUAAUCUUUGUGGCCAAUUCUCUUGUUCAUAUGUAUGCUUGUUUUAAGCUCAUAAGUUAUGCGCGGCAAGUUUUUUAUGAAAUGGUGGAGAGAGAUUUCGUUUCUUGGAACUCCAUGAUUAAUGGGCAUAUUUUGUUGGGCGAUAUAAUGAAUGCGCGAAAAUUGUUUGAUGAGAUGCCUGAGAGAAACCAAAUUUCGUGGAAUGUUAUGAUCGGUGGUUAUGCUCGAAGUGGGUCUCCAGGCCAUGGUUUGAAGCUCUUUAGAGAAAUGCAAAAGAAGGGAAUUAAGGGCACAAUUACUACUAUGGUCAGUAUUUUGAAUGCAUGUGCUAAGUCGGCGAGGCUUUUAGAGGGGCGAUCAGUGCAUUGUUACAUAAUUCGUAGCAGCUCAAUGGAUUCAGGAGUGAUUCUUGAAACUGCUCUGGUUGACAUGUAUUGUAAAUGUGGAAAGCUGGAUUCGGCUAAAAGAGUUUUCUAUGAAAUGCCUGAGAGAAACUUGGUUUCAUGGAAUGCUAUGAUCUUUGGGCAAGCAAUUUGUGGCGACUAUAAAGAGGCCUUGGCAUUAUUUGAUUCCAUGGAGCUUCAUUCUAUUGAGCCUGAUGAGGUAAGCUAUGUGGGUGUGUUGUGUGCAUGUGCUAGAGGGGUUGCACUGUUAGAGGGAAGGCGAUACUUUGAUCAAAUGAAUAGAAUUCAUGGGAUAAAGCCUAGUUUUGCGCAUUAUUGGUGUAUGGCCAAUCUUUAUAGAAAUGCAGAUUUAGUUAUGGAGGGGGAGGAGCUCAUCAAGAGCAUGCCUUCUACUAGCCCAGAGUCUUCGGUAUGGGGAAACUUGUUAUUGUUCUCUAGGUUUACUGCAGAUCUUAGCUUAGGUGAACAAAUAGCUAGGCGUCUAGUUGAAUUGGAGCCAUACAACGGGGCCCGAUACAUGUUAUUAUGGAACUUGUAUGCAGUUUCCGGGAAAUGGGAGGAGGUUGCGAAGGUGCGGGAGAUGAUGGAGGAGAGGGGGUUGAGAAGAAUGCCAGGAUGUAGCUUAGUGGAUUUGAAUGGCAUUGUUCAUGAGUUUGAGGCUGGUGAUAAAUCACAACCCGAAAUGGAGAGGGUAUAUGCUAUAAUGGAUGAAGUGGCCAGGUGUUUUAAAUUGGCACAAGAUUCACCAGAGUCCGCGGAGAUGUGA
Messenger RNA from Amborella trichopoda, 1632 nucleotides. RefSeq names its product Pentatricopeptide repeat (PPR) superfamily protein. Gene Ontology annotation, molecular function: RNA binding; protein binding. Gene Ontology annotation, biological process: RNA modification. Lineage: Eukaryota; Viridiplantae; Streptophyta; Magnoliopsida; Amborellales; Amborellaceae. The record is from RefSeq and is a predicted model, not a curated record.